AUGAAUACAGAAAUCUAAUGUCUAUAUCAUGAACUUCCUAUCAUUUUACUUGAUAUUGAUCCAAGCAUACCUUUAAAUAAAAAAGCUUGUUGUUAAGAAUGCUACUCAUUAUAGCCGAUUAGUAUUAAUCAGGCAAAAUAAAAUAGAAAGCAUUAAGUGAAUGAAUAUAAACAAUAUAUUUAAGAAUUUGAAAAAAAAUUUUUCUCGUAAACAAAGUUUAUAAGUUAAGAAAUUUAGAGUCUUCAAAAAGAAUUAAACAAAUUAAUCCAAUAAAAUUUAGAAUAAUUAUAAGGGAUAAUAAGUUUGAUUAACAAAAAUUUAGAAUCAAUAAUACAGGAUGAUAAUUUAGAAUCGCUUUUGGGAUUAUAAAAUAUGGCUUAUUAGAUUGCGAAUCCAAUUGCUAUUAAAGAACACAUUUUAGAAAUAGAAAAUAUAUUUCGAGCGUAUGGAUUUGAGGAAACAACAAAAAUUAUGAAGAAUUUUAUUAAUUCACUAGAAAACUCAAAAUCUAACAAUAAAUCAGGUCCAAUCUUUGUAGGCAAUAUAAAGAGCAAGAAAUAGAAUUUUUGUAAUCAAUUAUUUAAAGAGGAUUUUUAAUUUAUAAAUACUUUUAGCUUUUUGAAUAAUGAUGAAAUAGUAAAGGAAAUAAAUCUAAGAGACUAGAGUUUGAACAAUAUAACUUAGAUUAGUUAUUUUAUUAAUUUUGAAAAUAUGAUGUAAAUAUCUAAUAAUCUUAAAUUCUUAAAUGAAUUUCCAUUAGUGUAUUUAAAGAAAUAUAUUCAAGUAGUCGUAGUAGACGUAAAAGAUUCAUAAGGGAAAUCAAUGGCUUAGUUAAAGGAUGAAAUAACAAAAUUGAUUUCUUAAAACUAUUAUGAUAUUAUAUUCAUUCAUACAGAGAAGCAAUAAUAAGGGAAACUUAAUGAUAUCGACAAAUUAAAAAAAUUAGAAUAAAAACCUUAAUAUUGUUAUAUAGAAAACAUUAAUUAAAUUUAAAAAAUUAAAAUUUUUUCAAUCUUGCUAGGUUAAGGAAAUUAAGUAUUUUAAAAUGCUUAUUAUUAAUAACUUAAAAAAAUAUUUACUUCCGAAUUAAAUAAAAUAACAGUCAAUGUAUAAAGGUUUAUUAAUAAUGAUAAUAUUUGGUCUAAUAUGAAAAUUGGUGAGGAUUAUUAACUAUUAAUUCAAUUAUUAACAACAAUUAAAAUCAAAACUUAACAAGUAAUUAAAUAAGUAGAAGAAAAUUAUAAAGAUUGUUUUAAUGAAAUAUACUCAUUACAAAUUUAUUAAUAAAAUCCAUAUUUAAUAUAAAUCUUAUUGCAAAAUAUUAAGAUCACUCAAUUAAUUGAAUUAUUUGAUAUAGUUUAUGAAAAAAUAAAAGGUCUCCAGUUUUCAUUUUUAAAUGAGAUUAAAGAAUGUCCAUCUUGUCAUUUAACAUGGCUUCGUGUAUCUGGAGCAGAAGGUUAAACACCAUGUGGAUAAUAUCCAGAAUAGGAAUAUCUCUUUUGUUAGGGAGGGGAAGAAUGUAAUUAUGAUAUCGAAAUAAAUGAUGAAGGAAUAAAAUUUAAAUUGGUAAAUAAAUACCCCCUUUAAUUUAAUUAUUCAAAAAAUAUACAUUAAAAGAAAGCUAAAGGAUGUCAUAGCAUGUUCAAAUGGAACAAUUUGCCACCGAUAUCAGAUGAUUAAAAAAAAGAAUUGAUUAAUCCAGGAUUGAAGGACUUUUUUUAAAAUUAUUGA
Molecule: messenger RNA, 1731 nt
Organism: Paramecium sonneborni
Lineage: Eukaryota; Ciliophora; Oligohymenophorea; Peniculida; Parameciidae
Source: the annotation of a GenBank genome assembly